CGCCGCCGCCGCCGCCAAGGCCAGCGGCGACGGUGUCGCAAAAGCGUCGCGACGGCGUCCGUUCUUGGCGGCCCAGGCCACUGGUAUAACCGAACGUGCUGAGGUUUGAGAACCAGUAUGGAGGCUGUCGAGGUUCUCCGAUAUUGCGGGGCUUCGAUGGGGAAGCGACUCGCCGGUGCCCCGGGCUGCUGAGCUCUCGCCGCCUGCGUCCCCGCGGCUCGCCCGCAGGGCCAUGCUGGCCUCGCGGGUGGCGCGCGCCUCGUGGGGUGCCUUGCGCGUAGCCGUGUGGGCGCCCGGAGCGCGGCCGGGCAAGGGGCGCGCCCGCGGGGCCUUGCUGCCGCCAGUGCCCUGCUGCCUGGGCUGCCUGGCGGAGCGCUGGUGGCUGCGCCCGGCUGCGCUCGGCCUGCGGCUGCCUGGGGCCAGCCCGCGGGCCCACUGCUCGGGCGCGGGGAAGGCAGCCCCCGGGCCCACAGCGGAAAAGGACGCCGCCACCGAGGCCCGGGGCGGCCGGUGGGGCCCGGCGAGCGCCGCCAGCCUGUAUGAAAACCCAUGGACAAUCCCAAAUAUGUUGUCAAUGACGAGAAUUGGCUUGGCCCCGGUUUUGGGCUAUUUGAUUAUUGAAGAAGAUUUUAAUAUUGCACUAGGAGUUUUUGCUUUAGCUGGGCUAACUGAUUUGUUGGAUGGAUUUAUUGCUCGAAACUGGGCCAGUCAAAAAUCAGCUUUGGGAAGUGCUCUUGAUCCACUUGCUGAUAAAAUACUUAUCAGUAUCUUAUAUGUUAGCUUGACCUAUGCAGAUCUUAUUCCAGUUCCACUUACUUAUAUGAUAAUUUCAAGAGAUGUAAUGUUGAUUGCUGCUGUUUUUUAUGUCAGAUAUCGAACUCUUCCAACACCGAGAACACUUUCUAAGUAUUUCAAUCCUUGCUAUGCCACUGCUAGGUUAAAACCAACCUUCAUCAGCAAGGUUAACACAGCAGUCCAGUUAAUCUUGGUGGCAGCUUCUUUGGCAGCUCCGGUUUUCAAUUAUGCUGACAGCAUUUAUCUUCAGAUCCUGUGGUGUCUUACAGCUUUUACCACAGCUGCAUCAGCUUACAGUUAUUAUCAUUAUGGUCGGAAAACUGUUCAGGUGAUAAAAGGCAGAUGAAAGUCAUCCAUCAUCAUUAGCAAGGAAGCAAUAUAUAUCAUCGGUGGCAGGGCCAGUGGAAAUCUACAGGAGUUUCCUUUUUUGGUGUUCAGCUUGAAAAAGGACUUGUCAGAACAAACCAUGUCAUCAAAAUUUAAGUAAAAUGCAUUGAAAAUAAGCUUGAUCAUGGGCAUAUGCAGAAUUUUCAAUGUAUUUUUAAAUACAAAUAAAACUAUAAUUUAGAAUUUUUUAUCUUAGGUUUCUUGAUUAAUUUAUAAGUAGCAAUUAUUCCAAUUAUUGUCAGUCAUUUUUUGAUCUGUAAAACAAAAAACAGUCUAGAGCAUGGAAACUGAAGAGUUGUCACUUUAAUAGAAUUUAGAUUGCUCACAAAGCACUAGGGAAUUUCCUGGGUUUAAAUAUGUAUCCUGUACAACUUGGCUGCACAGUUGUUUGUUUGACUUUUAGAUCUGUGCACACAUUAACAGUACAUGUGGUUAAUAUUUGAUUGUUUAGGAUAAUGACUAUAAAGGUAGCUUAGUUGUGGAUGAAGUAUACUUGUAAAGAGAUUUAAAAUGCAGUAAAUUUUGAAAAUAAUAAAUAAGAUCAAAAUAGAAGGUACUGAAGUUCAUGUUCAGAAGUCUUCCAACCUCUCAGGUGCCUAAUAGUUUAUGCAUCAGGAUAAUAAGUGACAAAGGUAGUUGAAAAAUGAAAACAUGUCUGUUACCCUAGCCAUCCAAGAGGCAGUGAGUUACAUCAUGCCUUCCCACUGUAUCUCUAACAUAACAAUGUUUGUAUGAUAUUGGGACCUGUAUUCAUAUGUUAUGUAAAUAAUAUGAAAUUAUAUUUUUCAAAGGUUUUUUUAAGCUUUGGGGAAUCUUCUUUUGUUAAGAUGUUAAAGGAAUAAAAGAGCCGGAAAAAAGUGA
Molecule: messenger RNA, 2043 nt
Organism: Balaenoptera acutorostrata (minke whale)
Lineage: Eukaryota; Metazoa; Chordata; Mammalia; Artiodactyla; Balaenopteridae
Gene: CRLS1
Product: cardiolipin synthase 1
Exons: 7
Coding region: 233-1141 (302 amino acids)
Biological process (GO): cardiolipin biosynthetic process
Cellular component (GO): mitochondrion; membrane
Molecular function (GO): cardiolipin synthase activity
Source: RefSeq, a predicted model, not a curated record